This is a messenger RNA of Amphimedon queenslandica, 1196 nucleotides long. RefSeq names its product 26S proteasome non-ATPase regulatory subunit 7-like. Bases 80 to 1114 code for a protein of 344 amino acids. Gene Ontology annotation, cellular component: proteasome regulatory particle; proteasome complex. The record is from RefSeq and is a predicted model, not a curated record. Gene Ontology annotation, biological process: proteasome-mediated ubiquitin-dependent protein catabolic process. The transcript is spliced from 6 exons. Lineage: Eukaryota; Metazoa; Porifera; Demospongiae; Haplosclerida; Niphatidae. Gene Ontology annotation, molecular function: protein binding; metallopeptidase activity.
CCACGCCCACCAGACAAUAGCCUCGCCCAACCACCUGGUUUUGACUUGGAGAUCUUGUGUUGUUCCCUUCUGUACAGUUAUGCCUACAUCAAAGAAUCCCUCUAAAGUUAUCGUUCAUCCAAUAGUCCUCCUCAGUGUGGUGGACCACUACAACAGGUUGAGCAAGAUUGGUAACCCUGGGCGGGUAGUAGGCGUAUUGCUCGGCUCCUGGAGGAAAGGAGACGCUGUGGACGUCGCCACCAGUUUUGCAGUUCCAUUUGAUGAAGACACACGUAAUCCUGAAGUAUGGUUUCUUGAUCACAGUUAUCUGGAAAACAUGGCCGGGAUGUUUCGCAAAGUCAAUUCUCGUGAGCGUAUAGUGGGCUGGUAUCACACGGGACCCAAACUGUAUCGUAACGACAUGAAGAUUCACGAACUUAUUAAGAAAUAUUGUCCCAACCCAGUUUUAGUGAUUGUUGAUGCUAAACCGCUAGAUCAGAAGUUGCCCACUGAUGCUUAUUAUGCCAUUGAAGAAAUCCAUGAGGACGGUACCCCAGCUGUGAAAACAUUUGAACAUGUGGCAAGUGAAAUCGGAGCAGAAGAGGCAGAGGAAGUUGGCGUGGAACAUUUGUUAAGGGAUAUUCAAGAUAAGACAGUGGGUACUCUUUCCCAGCGUAUCAACACACAGUCGCAUGCUCUUGAAGGACUCCAGCGUCACAUGGAGCAGAUACAAGGCUACCUGGAGAAAGUCCUAGCUGGUCAAUUACCACUGAAUCACCCAAUCCUCUACCAAUUGCAGGACAUAUUUAAUUUACUGCCUAAUCUUAACUUGGAGGAGUUUACUAGAGCGUUUGCUGUGAAGACUAAUGAUCAGAUGCUCAUCAUUUACGUUACUAGUAUCGUACGCUCCGUGAUUGCACUACAUAAUCUUAUUGGUAAUAAAGUGAGCAACAGAGAGGCUGAGAAACUGGAGGAGGAAGGAGGCAAGGAUGGAAAGAAAGAUGAGAAGAAGGGUGACGAGAAGAAGUCUGAGGAUAAAAAAGGUUCUGAAGAUAAGAAAAGCGAAGAUAAGAAGUCUGAAGAUAAGAAAGGUUCUGACGACAAGUCAAGUGGAAAGACCGAGAAGAAAUCUUAAUUUAACUACUUCUCAUUUUAUUGCAAUCAUUAUUAUAAAAAUAAAAUAUUAUUUUAAAGUGUAAAUCUUAACUUCAGAAGGA